AUGGAUAGCAACAAAGGUACUACAUGGGUUGGUCUAGGAGUUGGUGUAGUUGUUGCAUCAAGUUUCCUUAUUUUAGGAUGGUUUUGUAUUUUAAUGUGGAAAAGGGCUAAAAUGAAAAAAGAAAAUUCAACUUUUGACCUAAAAAUGGAUGAUGAAUUCCAAAAGGGAACAGGACCAAAAAGGUUUGGUUACAAUAAAUUGGCGAGUGCAACAAAUAACUUUGAAGAAUCACAAAAGAUUGGACAAAGUGGUUUUGGCGGUGUUUAUAAAGGCUAUUUAAAAGACAUAGAUUCAAAUGUUGCUAUAAAGAGAAUAUCAAGAGAAUCCAAACAAGGAAUAAAGGAAUAUGCAACUGAAGUGAAAAUCAUUAGCCAACUAAGGCAUAGAAAUUUAGUACAACUAAUUGGUUGGUGUCAUAGAAAAAAAGACUUACUCCUUAUAUAUGAAUUCAUGCAAAAUGGUAGCUUAGAUUCACACUUAUAUCGCGGAAAAAGCGUAUUAGCAUGGCACAUGAGGUACAACAUUGCAAUGGAUUUAGCUUCAGCGUUGUUGUAUCUUCAUGAAGAAUGGGAACAAUGCGUGCUACAUAGAGACAUUAAAUCAAGCAACAUUAUGUUGGACACAAAUUUCAAUGCUAAAGUCGGCGAUUUCGGGUUGGCAAGACUAGUUGAUCAUGAAAAAGGCUCACAAACAACAGUUAUAGCUGGUACAAUGGGAUAUUUAGCACCUGAAUAUUUCACAACAGGUAAAGCUACAAAGGAAUCUGAUAUAUAUAGUUUUGGAAUUGUUUCAUUGGAGUUAGUUAGCAGAAGAAAACUUGUUGAUCUUAAUGCAAAGGAAGACCAAAUGGCUAUAUAUGAUUGGGUUUGGGAACUUUAUAGAUUAGGAAGGUUUGUUGAAGUUGUUGAUACAAAACUUGGGGGUGUGUUUGAUGAGAUGAAAAUGGAACGUUUAGUUGUUGUUGGUCUUUGGUGUGCUAAUCCUAAUUAUUCAUUAAGGCCAAGUGUUAGACAACUGAUUCAAGUGCUUAAAUUUGAAGCUGCUUUACCAAUUCUACCCCUGCAAAAGAUGAAUGAUUCAAGUUAUUAUGCUCCUACAAAAAUGAACACAGUUUUUGGUCCAGUUUCUUCUUCCUCUGCAGUUUAUUCAUACCCGAUCUGUGUCUAGUAAUGGGAUUAUAUUUCUUCUCUAUUGAUGUCAUACCAAAAAUUUCAAGUAAUGGGAUUAUAUAUUUAUUGGUUUUGAAGGUACUGUCCAAAAUCAACACAAUCAGAAACAAAUUCAACAACUUCACCGAAUCUGGUUGCGCCCAA
Molecule: messenger RNA, 1313 nt
Organism: Cicer arietinum (chickpea)
Lineage: Eukaryota; Viridiplantae; Streptophyta; Magnoliopsida; Fabales; Fabaceae
Product: L-type lectin-domain containing receptor kinase IX.1-like
Biological process (GO): protein phosphorylation
Molecular function (GO): protein kinase activity; ATP binding
Source: RefSeq, a predicted model, not a curated record